CAACAUAGAAACAUAAGGAAAGUAAAGGCCCCUCCCUCAUUUCCUCUUCGAUUAAUCUCUAUCCUCAAAAAUCUUCAAUACUUUGUCUCUCCAAGAAAUUAAAAAGAGCUGCACCUUUUUAAUUAUCUUCACAAAAGUUGCAGCUACUAAAUACUCCUCCCUUUUAUUUUCCAGCCUCUAAAUUUAUUCAUCACUUUCACACGCUCAUAUGUAGUAGUACAGAAAAGAAGCGUACUUCUUCAUUUCUAAUUAUGAAGAAAAUCCCACAGAAAUCUAAGGGGUACAAACAUCAUUAUUGGGUUAUAAUCAAGCUGCCAGUGAUCGUGCAUUUCUGCUAUGGAUUGUCAUGAGUCACAAUUGAACUACGAGGAAAAAGGAUUAAAGUUGGAAAAAUGGCUAAUUUCUUUUCACUAGACGGAAGAGGAAGUAGCAGCCAAGAUCAACAGCAAGAAAUUAGCAGCAGUCACCACCGUAUCAAUAACCGGCCAGUACCCACGGAAAUCAGCUCAGAGAGUUGGUUCUUGUACAGAAAUGAUCAUAAUCAAGAAAUGCCCACUUACAAAGGCUUCGAGUUAUGGCAAAAUACAACUCCUCAGCAUCAACCUGAACAACAACAACAGUUUCGUCACCCAGUUUAUCCUUUGCAAGAUCUUUAUUCCACUGCUGUUGGAUUAGGUGUUGGGCCCAGCCAAAGUGGCUUUGACAUAUUUGGAGGCGAUCAAGAGGCAUCAAGAUCAGGGUUUGUGAUGAUGAGGAGUGGAGGAGCUGGAAUUAGCUGCCAAGAUUGUGGGAACCAAGCUAAGAAAGAUUGUCAACACAUGAGAUGUAGGACUUGCUGCAAGAGUAGAGGGUUUCAGUGCCAAACUCAUGUCAAAAGCACUUGGGUUCCAGCCGCUAAACGUAGAGAAAGGCAACAACAACUUUCUGCUCUACAGCAGCAGCAAAAGGAACGACAUGAUCAGUUACACUUAGAUCAUAAUAAUAAUAAACCUGAAAGGCAAAGAGAGGAUCCAAGUGCUUCCUCUCUUGUUUGUACUCGUUUACCUUCAAAUACUAGUGGGUUAGAAGUGGGAAAAUUUCCAGCAAAAGUAAGUUCAGCUGCGGUAUUUCAGUGCAUCCAAAUGAGCUCAAUUGAGGACGCUGAGGAUCAGUUAGCAUAUCAGGCCGCUGUGAAUAUUGGGGGCCACGUGUUCAAAGGAAUUCUAUGUGAUCAAGGUCCUGAAAGUGAGUAUAAUAAUAAUAUGGCUGCAGCCGGUGAUACUUCUUCUGGUGGUGGAAGUGGUAGCGCUGGAGUUCAACACCACCAUAACUCCGCUGCCACCGCCAUCAUCGCAAGCGGCGGUGCUGCAGCGGCAGCGGAAGCCUCAAAUUUUCUUGACCCUUCUUUAUUUCCAGCUCCCCUUAGUACUUUCAUGUCAGCUGGUACAAUAUUCAAUUUAAUGUUUCUUCUUCCUCGUACUAUUAUGUCUUCUUCAAACCCUAACCCUCGGAGAUUCCCCAUUAUUGACAACCUAUCUCUUGCUCCUAUUAGAAGUAGGAGAAGAGGAAUGCUUCGUAGUUUAGGGUCUUCUUCAUCACGAGUUCCCUCUGUUCCUUCAUCGAGUUCUACUCCUCCAUCUAGAACCAGAGGUUCUCUUUCUCAAAGGUCUUCAUCAAGAGGUAAAGAACCCACUGAACCUCUUCGUGAACCUUUAGUGGAUGAAAUUGUUCCUGCGGAACUAUCUUUCUAUAAUGAUAGAGAAUCCCUUAAAAAUCAACUAUCUUCAUUAGUUGAGGCUUGUGUUGUGGUAUCCUUAACUGGAUUCUGUAACUGCUAUUUUUCUUCCUUUCUCAUAUUUGAAUCUGCUACGGAGUUGAUGUUCCUGGAUGUCUGUUGA
Messenger RNA from Nicotiana tabacum (common tobacco), 1877 nucleotides. The record is from RefSeq and is a predicted model, not a curated record. Lineage: Eukaryota; Viridiplantae; Streptophyta; Magnoliopsida; Solanales; Solanaceae.